This is a messenger RNA of Parastagonospora nodorum SN15, 780 nucleotides long. RefSeq lists its product as hypothetical. The record is from RefSeq and is a predicted model, not a curated record. The transcript has 3 exons. The coding region runs from base 1 to 780 and encodes 259 amino acids. Lineage: Eukaryota; Fungi; Ascomycota; Dothideomycetes; Pleosporales; Phaeosphaeriaceae.
AUGAUUUUGCAAUCGUUCUUCACCUCGUUCUACUUCUGCUUCCUGUUUGUGACUGCACUUUUCGCACACGCCAGUUCGCAUGAGAAGCCUUUCAGCUGCACCGGCUAUGCAAGAGACAAUGGUCCGGGGUUUGGUAUCAAUGAGCUGCACUCGUGGUCACUCGAAGGUAUGCGCAAUAUCCAGAUCAUCUAUCUCAGGCUUCCGGACUGCGCACCUUCUGGUCGUGGCUAUGUCGCAACCAGGGGAGCGUCACUCAGCAAGCUGUACUACAAGGAGAUCGACAGCAUCACUGCAACUGACGGCAAUGCGACAUACACACUGAGAGACAUAAAAGAACUCAUUGCAUUCAUAUCUACACGAAAGGAAGCCCAAAGUUAUCCACUAUACUCAAUCACCCAAGCCAAGUUCUCGGAUGCGCACUCAGCAUCGUCCGAUCAUGCAGACCAUAUCGUCUCUGCGAAACUGGUUCGAGGCAUUGUCACAGCAGAGAAGAUCAAAGCUACCGUGAAAUCGUCAGUUGGAUCACCUGCUGCCAGCAUGUUCUAUUCUGAUCACCAUGCAGGUACGCCGCCAGUAAUGUCCGGAGGUUCAAGGGCAAAUAUCGAACCCUUGCAUCACGAUUUCACAAAGAAAUCUGCUGCCCUAUUCAAGUAUGCCGAGUACGACGAUCACAUGUGCCAAAGCCUCAAACACUGCAAGGAAAAGCAUUUGGGGACAUCGAAUGACGAUGAUGCUCGCUAUGCUGCGCAAUAUGUAGGACGCGAGUACAACGUCUUAUAG